Molecule: messenger RNA, 516 nt
Organism: Trichogramma pretiosum
Lineage: Eukaryota; Metazoa; Arthropoda; Insecta; Hymenoptera; Trichogrammatidae
Gene: Ndufb2
Product: NADH dehydrogenase [ubiquinone] 1 beta subcomplex subunit 2, mitochondrial-like
Exons: 3
Coding region: 106-435 (109 amino acids)
Cellular component (GO): mitochondrial inner membrane
Source: RefSeq, a predicted model, not a curated record
CAGCAAUCAUAGCAGAUUAGCUGCUUUUCUGCAGUCAAGAGACAGUAACAUUGUAUUUUCUGUGGUUACUGGAAAUAUUUUUCUUAAGUUACUGUUACUUCUAAGAUGAUUGGCUCGAAGGCCUUUGGCCUUUUGAAAGAAGUAGCCAGACGUUCGGGCCAGAAAACUGUAAAAACUAACUUCCAGCAGAUACGUCUUGGUAGCCAUAGUGCACACCCUCAUGGAGGAUGGUGCUAUCGGACAGCUCCUACACCUCCUGCAUGGGCUGUCAGAGGAGCUAAUUUCUGUGCGACUGUUUGUUGGUUUUGGUUUUGGUGGAAUAUAUGGCACGGAUGGCCUCAUUUGAUUGGUUUGUAUGAUGGAGAGUUUUUACCAGACCCUAGAAAGUACACAGAUGAAGAACUGGGUAUUCCACCAUUAGAGAAAAAAGAGUAAUUGAAAGAUAGUCAUUUUAAAGGGUAUUGAAAGAUUGUUAAACUUAUGUUAAAACCAAUAAAGUGAAAACUGUUUAAUAUA